Melampsora larici-populina 98AG31 is the source of this 2319-nucleotide messenger RNA. RefSeq lists its product as uncharacterized. The coding region runs from base 1 to 2319 and encodes 772 amino acids. The transcript is spliced from 3 exons. Lineage: Eukaryota; Fungi; Basidiomycota; Pucciniomycetes; Pucciniales; Melampsoraceae. The record is from RefSeq and is a predicted model, not a curated record.
AUGGGACAAGCUCAAUCAAGUCAACAACAUCAUCAACAACAACAUCAACAUCAUCGUCGUCAUCGUUCAUUCUUAGGAUAUCAUCAUCGAAAUCAAACAUCAACUUCAUCUAGAUCAACUUCAGCUUUGACUAAUGGAUCCACUUCCACCAAUAAUACUAAUCUAACUAAUAACUCAAAUCAUCAAAUCCUUUCAAUCUCAGGAUCGUCUUCAUCUCCUAUUCAUCAUCAAUCUAACCAUUCAAUCUCAAUCAAUCAAUCUAAUCCAAAUCAACAUCAUCAGCCUAACAAUCAAAUCAACCUCAAUCAAUCUAGAAAUACUAAUAGAUUCUUACCUUUACAUUCUAUUCUCAAACGAACGCAUCGUCGUUCAACCACUGCUGAACCUCCAACUUCAACAUCUUCAAUUUCACAACAAACUUGUUUAAACUCAGGAUCAUCAUCGCCCAACUCUUCAUCUGUUACCCCUUCCUCAUCAAUUCCAACCAGUUCUAGUCAUCCUCGUCAUCAUAGAAGACCAUCUUGGAACACCUUUCUAAGACACUCAUUCUCUCCUAGUCGAUCAUCUCAUCGAUCAUCUAUACCUCGUUUUGAUACUCCUGUCUCAACUCCUGAUCAAACUCAUCAUCGAAAGCAGUCCAACUCCCAAGCCUUACCUCUCAUCGAUCUACAAUCUCCACUCCCUUCUCUCAACUCAACUAUAACUACCAUUCAAUCAUCUAAUUCUAAUUCUAAUUCUAAUUCACCAUCUACUUCUGAUAUCAUUCCAAACAGCUCCACUACUUCAUCACCUUCAAUCUUAACUGAUUCUCAUCUCAUUCAAGAUCAAAAAGAAGAUCUUCCAUCUCACUCUUCAAUUUACCCUAACACUCUCACUUCACUUCAUUCGCAUUCUACUACUACUGAUCACUUAUCAUCAGCUCUCUCUUCAUCUAAUCCGCACCUCACCAAUAACACUCUUUCUUCUUCACCAUCUUUGGAACAUGUUCAUGAAGAACAUGAACAUAAUGAGGAAACAGGUCUGGGACUUGACCUCUCCUCAACACAACAGAACGAAGCUAUACCUAAUCUCGACACGCCAACGGCUACAACGGCCCGUCCGACAUCUGGGGUCCAAGUACCUACACGAAGAAUAUAUGUACAAGGGAUGGUGGUCGCUAGGAACGUACCUGAUCAAUCAAUACCCAACCCACCAGCUCGUCCUUCAGAGCAAGCUGAACGUCCUCAAACUUUAAAUCAGGAUGAAGUGAUUUCUAGUACGGUAUCCGAUGAUCAGAAUCAAGAAUCAACCAAUCAGACAACCAGUAGCAACCCAUCAAGCGUGUUGAUCGAACAAGCUACCAUGAUUUCUCGACUUUUAUCUGUUGCUGCAGCUGCGACUGCUUCUUCUCUGCUACCAAACUCGAUUAACCCAGAUGGAACGAAUAUCUCUAACGCUACCCCUCCUCUGAGUCCUAGUCCCAUGACAACGAAUGCUGAACAAGUUGAACUACAUGGCGGAUUACAAAACACAUUAAGAGACGCUUUGAGGGUUGCUUUUGGUAGUGCAUUGAUGAAUGGAGUGUCUCCCACCCAUCAAAUCCCUAUCCCUACACCUGUACCUUCUUCUCCAAUGACACCUGCUCCUUCAACUCCAAUUGAUCGUACCAUUCAUACCGGAAGUAGAAUCAUGAGACGCUUAGGAUUACAAUCAUUACUUAACAAUCGAAAUGGCGAAGAAGAAGAACCAGAUACAACACUAGAAGCUGAAACCGAUCAUAGUUUUGAAAACUUUUUGAGUUCAUUACAAACAGAUGUAGGAGACGCAAUCUUAGAAGCACUAGGAGGAAAUAGAAGAGAAGAAGAAAGUGAAGAUGAAACGUUUAAUUUUUUUAGAAUGCAUCGGUUUGAGAAUGGGGUAGGAGGAGAAGAAGGAUUGAUACCUGUUUUAUUAGUGGGUGUGAGAUCAGCUUCACCUAAUCUUAAUCAAAGGGGUGGUAGAAUUGAUGAAGAUGAAGAAGAGAUACAAAAUCAACAAGAAGAUGAUGAUGAAAUGUUUGAAGGACUCAGAGAGUUGUUUGAGGAAACCGAUCACGAAGUACCUGAAGAAGACGAUGAGUUUUGGGUGGAUGAAGAUGAACAAAGACAUAAUGAAGAAGAGGAAAGUAGAGAGAAUAGAUUAAGUGACUUGUUGGAACCAAGUGACCCAUCAUCAGUUCCUUUAUCACCACCCUCAAUAGAUCCUUUACCAACCACACAAGUACCCUCGUCGCCUCCUCAAGAACCAAGAUCUUGGUUAAUAUUCGUUUUAGCAGGACUUUAUCCUCCAUUUUCUUUUUGA